UCUUGCCACCUGAAGCUCGGUCGUCGUCAGAAGGCGAACGUUCUAGGGUAUCACGAAGAAGGCGAGCGUUUCUCAAUUUCUUGACGACCUGCAAUCCGAAUAUCACGAAGAUUGUGACAAUGUGAGAGUUUGAGUGUAUGAAACAAUCAGGUUAUGGUUAAGGUUUGAAGCGAUGGCAAAUCGAACGGAUCCCACCGCUCGAAGCGUUCACGGAACGAAUCCGCAAAACCUCGUGGAGAAGAUUUUGCGGUCGAAGAUUUACCAGAAUACGUACUGGAAGGAGCAAUGUUUCGGUCUCACUGCGGAAACUUUGGUCGACAAGGCCAUGGAGCUGGACCACUUCGGGGGCACAUUCGGAGGCAACAGGAAGGCCACACCUUUCAUGUGCUUGAUUUUGAAAAUGCUGCAGAUUCAACCGGAGAAAGAGAUCGUUGUCGAGUUCAUAAAGAACGAGGACUACAAAUAUGUGCGAAUUUUAGGUGGUUUCUACCUCCGACUAGUCGGUAAACCGACCGAUGUGUAUCAUUAUUUGGAACCGCUGUACAAUGACUACCGAAAGCUACGUCGGAAGAAUGCUGAUGGAAGCUUUUCCUUGGAUCACGUUGAUGAGUUUAUCGACGAGCUACUUACAAAGGACUACAGCUGCGACAUUGCCUUACCUCGUGUUCCUAAGAGGUGGACUCUCGAAGGCAGCGGCACUCUCGAGCCGAGGAGGAGUGCACUUGAAGAUGAUUUUGAAGAGGAAGAGGAGAAGGAAGAGGAGGAACCUGCUGCUGGAGCCGUAGAACAGGCUGAAUAUGAGAAAGAACGUAGGAGGAGCCGAAGUCCUGUGAAGGAAAGAGACAGGGAGAAAGAGAGGGAUCGUGAUCGAUAUCGUGAUUACAGGGACCGGGACAGAGACAGAGACAGGGAUAGAGAUAGAGACCGAGACAGAGAUCGUGAUAGGGACAGGGAUCGGGAUAGGGAUUAUUACAGAGAACGUGAACGGGACAAAGACAGGGAUUUGCACAGGGAAAGGGACAGAGAUAAGGAAAGAGAUUACUACAGACGGGAUAGGGAUCGAGAUCGCGAUAGACACAGAGAUCGUGACAGGAGGAGGAACUCUCGUAGUCGAAGCAGAAGUAGAGAAAGAAGAGAUAGGGACCGUGAUGUGCGCUCGAUUUCACCUGUGGAUCGAAAGAAGAGAUAUCGCACACCAACCCCACCCCCUAACCGCAGGAGGCGCGCUGACGAUGAUGGGCCUUUGGAAGAAGGUGAGCACAGAGUGGGAGUGGGCAAAGAGGACGACGACAAGAGGAAGAAGAGGAGAGACAAGAAAGACAAGCCUCCCGACAAGGACAAGAAGGAACCGGUUACGGAUGGUACAGAUCAUCCGGACCCUGAAAUUGCUGAGGCAAAUCGCUUACGUGCAGCAUUGGGUUUGAAGCCACUCAGAGUUUAGAGGUAUAUCUUAUUCAGGCCGAAGGUUAGAGCACCUUUUUUUAUCGUGGUAUCGACAGUUAGUGGAAACCACAUUAUGUAGCGGACUCCUGUGUAAAUUUUUUGCCUUGUGAAUACCAAGAGGAUGAUAGUAGCAUGGUGUUACCC
Molecule: messenger RNA, 1587 nt
Organism: Marchantia polymorpha subsp. ruderalis
Lineage: Eukaryota; Viridiplantae; Streptophyta; Marchantiopsida; Marchantiales; Marchantiaceae
Source: the annotation of a GenBank genome assembly